Messenger RNA from Rotaria sordida, 363 nucleotides. The record is from the annotation of a GenBank genome assembly. NCBI's taxonomy places the organism in Eukaryota, Metazoa, Rotifera, Eurotatoria, Philodinida, Philodinidae.
AUGAGUAUAUGUCGACAAAUUCGUCUAGUUUUAUGGAAAAAUUUUACCAUUCGACGUAGACGAUGGUCUUAUCAAUCAGAAACAAAUAUAAAAGAAUCAUUUUGUAUUAAUGAACAAUUUAAUCAAACAUUUUUAAUUAAUCGACUACAAUCAAUUGAAACAAAAAAUUUUUUAUGUAAUAAUUUAUCAAUAAUUGAUUUAAAAUUUUUUUUAAUUAAUACUAAUAUGGAAUUGAAUAUUGGUCUCACUGGUUUACAGAUUAUGGAAGUUGUUCAAAAUAUUCGUUCUCAAUUAGAAAUUCUCAAUAAUGAUUUUUCAUUUGAAGGAAGUAACAAUUGGUCUAGGAUUGAAUCAAAUAUCUAA